AUGGGUGAGGCCGCGUCGGUGUCGUCUUCGACGCCACAAGCGGUAAUAGUUAGAGAAGAGCCCAUCAACUACGGACCUCCCGAAGAAGGUAUAUUCAAGCACGUCGCCAAGAUCAUUCCGUACUUUCGCGAUCCUCGCAAUGUUCUUGUGUUCAAGCUGGAUGUCAUGCUGCUAGCGUGGAUGUUCCUGGCAGGCAUCAUGAAAGAAAUGGACCAGUCUGCCACAACGCAAGCCUACGUCUCAGGAAUGAGAGAAUCACUCAACCUCUACGGCAACGAAUUGGUAGAGUUCAACACAUUCUUUUCGAUUGGAUAUGCCCUUGGUUUGGUUCCUGCACCGAAUGCACAAACCAUCUUCGGGCUGCGGUUUUUCCUCGGUCUCUUCUCCUCCGCCUUCUGGCCUAGCGUCGUCGCCCUCAUCUUCAAUUGGUAUACGCCCGCUGAGCUCGCCGUCCGAGUCGCCUGCUUCACCGUCUGCGAUGUUGCUGGUGCCAUGUUCCUGGGUGCGUUGCAAGCUGCCCUCUUCCGCGACAUGAACGGUGUUCACGGUUACGCCGGCUGGCAGUGGCUCUUCAUCAUUGCUGGUACCGUUACGGUCGGCCAGGGCUUGAUAGCAUUCGUUACCGUUCCCGACUCCCCGUCCAACACCCGUGCCAUUUACCUUACCGAGAACGAGAAGCGCCUGGCUCGCGAGCGCAUGGGCAACUCCGGCGUCAACACCUCCAAGCGCAUUUCAGCAUCUGUCCUCCGAAAGAAGCUCCGCAAGCUCAUUGUCCACCCCGUCACCUACUUCUUCCUCUUCUCCUUUGCCUUCAGCGCCUGGGCCCAUCGUGCCAACUCGUACUUUGUGCUCUACCUUGAGAGCAUCAAGGACUCGGCGGGCAACCGGGUUUACGAUACCUACCACGUCAACAUUUUGCCGUUGGGCGGUUACGCCCUGCAGAUUGUGACUAACGUGGGUCUCAACUGGCUCUCCGACUGGAAGCAAUGGCGUUGGCAGAUAAGCAUCUUUUCUGCCGCAGCCCACGGCAUCUGCUUGGCUGUCCUGUGUGGCUGGCCUUCCGACCACAAGGUAAUCCUUGCCUUUUACUUUCUCACAUACGCGACCAAUGCCGGCAGCCCCUCGCUUAUGGCAUGGAUGGCCGAGAUCCUCCGAAAGGAGCCCGAAGCCCGUUCUAUCAUUGUUGCCAUGACCGUAACCACCGUCUAUGUCGGCCACGCCACGAUUCCCCUGGGAGCGUUCCGUGUUGCCGAUGCUCCCCGAUACCCCAUUGGCUUUCCUCUCACGACGUCUUUUACCGUGGCCACGAUCCUGGUUCAGUUUGGCAUGCUGUGGUGGCAUAGACGGCAUCCUGAGAUGGCUGAGUAUGGCUAUGAGCCCGCCAUCAACGUGCAUGAAUCAUCAGACGAGGAGAACCCCAAGCUGGCCAACACCGAGACCGCGGGCAGCGGACCUGACCCCAAGACAACCCAGCUUACAGGCACAAGGGAACUGUAG
This is a messenger RNA of Colletotrichum spaethianum, 1497 nucleotides long. Its product is annotated as vitamin H transporter 1. The record is from RefSeq and is a predicted model, not a curated record. Gene Ontology annotation, cellular component: membrane. The transcript is spliced from 2 exons. Gene Ontology annotation, biological process: transmembrane transport. Bases 1 to 1497 code for a protein of 498 amino acids. Gene Ontology annotation, molecular function: transmembrane transporter activity. NCBI's taxonomy places the organism in Eukaryota, Fungi, Ascomycota, Sordariomycetes, Glomerellales, Glomerellaceae.